UUGGACAAGCCAGAGGGCCUCUAUCCUCUUUAUCUUAAUCCUAGGACCGGUAAAUGGUGUUCAUUCGACCACUCAUUGGGUGCCUUGGGUGAUAGUUUUUAUGAAUAUUUGCUCAAACAUUGGCUGAUAACUAGCAAAAAGGAUGAGCACACUAAAAGAGAGUACGAUUCUGCUGUCUUUGCUAUGGAAAAGAAGAUGCUGUAUGAAAGUCAAAGGAACCAUCUAUGGUAUUUUGCAAAUAUCCGAGGAAAAAGAGUGGAACACAAGAUGGAGCAUCUUGCCUGUUUUUCUGGCGGUAUGUUUGCUCUCCAGUCUGCCAAUGAAAAGAAUGCUACUGUGGCUGCUCACUACAUAGACCUUGCAGAAAAGAUCGCUCAUACGUGUCACGAAUCCUAUAUACGUACAGCUGUUGGAAUUGGUCCUGAGGCAUUCCGAUUCACCAGUGACAUUGAGGCCCAGGCUGUAUCGCCCAGUGAGAAAUACUACAUUCUACGACCAGAGUUCUUAUGUGAAGCUUGGUAA
Messenger RNA from Cylicostephanus goldi, 522 nucleotides. Lineage: Eukaryota; Metazoa; Nematoda; Chromadorea; Rhabditida; Strongylidae. The record is from the annotation of a GenBank genome assembly.